CCGCGGCACAAGCCCCCGCCCGCUCUGCUUCUCGCCCAAUCAGCUCGCACGCUUUCCCUGACAGGCAGGUGUGGUGGCCAACGGCAGCGCGGUUGCCAUAGCGCCGGGAGGCGGGGCGCUGCCGGCGGCGAGAUGGUGAGCCGGUGGGAUCCGCCGGUCCUGUGAGCGGUCCCCAGGAGGGGCAGCUGCCGGUCCGAGGAUCCCGGGUCUCUCCGCUGCAGGCUGCUGGCGGCCCGAAGGCUCCGGGGAAGGAACCGGCCCCCACGUUCCCGGUCAGCGCUGAGCAGCGGCAGCAGCUGCGAGAGGCCUUUGACACGUUCGACCCCGACGGCUCCGGACUGAUGGAUGUCAAGGACCUGAAGGCAGGAAGCCGUGAAAAUACAGCGUGUUCACUGGUGAAAUGGAAGCACGGGGAGCGGAGCGAAGGCUGCGAGGUUUAGCAGCCCCUCCUCGUGCCCCUCCUGCACGGAGGCACACCGGGGCGGCUGAAGCUGCUCGUUCCCCUCUGCUGCUCAGGAGUCUCCUCUGCUUUCUUCCUUUGCACAGCAAUCGCUUUCUGUAGAUGUGCAAGCGAAGCUCUCUAGCAGACCCUCAUCAACGGCUUUUACAAGGGACGGCACGUGCCUUGUGUAGCUGAAGGGCUGCAGCUCCCAGGGGACGUUUGGGCUUGGAUCACCGGCCCGGAGAACUGACAGGGAUGCUUUGUGACCGCGGGUGCUCUCGGAACCAGAAUUACUUGUAGUCAAACAAAGGUGACAGUCAGCAAACAGAAAUGUUGCAAGUAGGGUUAAUCAUUCACAAGCACAAAUAAGCCUAAUAAUUUACAAGCUUCACCUGUUGUGGAGCUGUUACAGAGCAAUUGGUGUUCGCUGCUUAUUGCUUUUGGACCGCUUGCUGAGCUGUCAGGCGUUGCUGCUAGAAUUCUGGCUUGUUAUGCAGCCAGCAAUCAUGCAAGAAUGGUGCCAGUGUUUUAGCCAGGUUUCCUUAGGAGGGACUGAAGCCUUCCUUCUCCUUGGCACUUGCCUGCAGAUCUUCCCUCCCAGUUUUCCACAACCUCGUACUGAUGACAUCAGACAGCUACAGAACACUGUUCUCUAGGGACAAAAUGGAGGAUGAAUAGCUUGUUCUGUGUUUUGUACAGACCUUUCCUCUCCUGCUGCUCAGAUAUUUUGCACACAAUUCCUUCCCAUUCACUUAUAGAGGAGGGUUGAGCCAGCUUGUCUGCGUGGAGAUGCUGGGAGACAAGCUGGUUAGCACAGUUCUGCCCUUCCAUUUGUUGCUCUCUUCACUGUAUGUACAGUUGUCCUAGCUAAUUGCAGAAGCAUGGAGGAAAUUGCAUGGGAAAAGUGAUCUGGGUUAAAAAUAAAUUUAAUAUUACAAAUAUAUAUACGCAUAUGCAAAUAUAUAGUCAUUUCCUGGCACUGUUGAGGUGGAGGAAUGCAGUGCUUAUUGGCAGGAGAGAAAUAAGAAGCUGAUGGGAAUGGUGAAGAGCAGCAAGCAAGUAGUAAGCAGAGACUGUGCCUUGAAAAAUCACAUCCUGGAUCUCUGAAAGGUCUUCUCUAAAAGACCUUCACAUUCCAAGGAUGGUUAUUUUCAGUAGCCUGAUUUCAGCAACUCCUUUUUCUGUUUGGCCUGAUAAAUAAGUGCUUGUGUUGAUAAGCUGCAAUAUAUGAGCACCUGGAAUGGGGCUGUGGGAUCUGAAAUUUCUUAAUCAGGUCUGUCACCAAGUUGGCUUCAUGAACAUGUGCAGCCUUCUGGCACAGGCCCAGUUUCACUGCAAAGUCAGAAGGCUGCUCUGUUGUCUGCACAGUAGACAGGCUGUUUGUCCUGUUAUCUUUCCACUGAGGCAAAAAGUUGUUCCUCCCCCUUCCCACCCCCACCCCCCUUUACAUGUACCUACUUGCUUCAAACAUCUUUUCUGCUUUGUUUCUUUUUGACUUGUACAGUGAUGUUGGUCUGUUUUCUCGUUUGGCAGAUAAUGAUGAGAGCUCUGGGCUGUGAACUCAGGAAAGCGGAGAUGAAGAGAAUUAUCUCUGAAGUUGAUGAGAAUGGGUCAGGGAAGAUAAACUUUGAGUCAUUUCUGCAGGUGAUGACCCAGAAAAUGGUGUGUGAGCCCAGCUGGUCACAAAGACUGAAAUUCCUCUUGCCUAACUUUACAAUGCAGGCAGAACCGUUUUCAAAAGAGGAGAUCCUAAAAGGUUUCAAGCUGUUUGAUUAUGAUGGCACUGGCAAAAUCUCUUUUGAGAAACUCAAGCUGGUGGCUAGUGAGGUUGAAGAAGACAUCACAGACGAGGAGCUACAGGAGAUGAUUGAUGAAGCAGAUGUGGAUGGAGAUGGGGAAGUGGAUCCAGAAGAGUUUUUGCGGAUUCUGACAUUGACUGACCUGUAACUACAUGAUUUUCUUUUUUUCUCCCAUUCCAUUGUAAACAACUGUUUGCAGUAUCACUUCUUUCCAACUUUUAAAUUUUUUGUGUGUUGCCUUUCUUGGGUGUGAAAACACACUGAGAUGUUUCAUUUUUGGUGUUGAUUCUGCUCCAUCACUGCAAGCAGUUUUCUGUAUCCCAGUAAACAGUUUUGUUGCGA
Meleagris gallopavo (turkey) is the source of this 2583-nucleotide messenger RNA. NCBI's taxonomy places the organism in Eukaryota, Metazoa, Chordata, Aves, Galliformes, Phasianidae. The record is from RefSeq and is a predicted model, not a curated record.